AUGAGGGACCUUGGAGACAGUGAUGGCAGUUAUGUGGCCGAUGCAUUAGGGAGAACCAUGCUGCUCCCCACUGAUAUGGAAGAGUUAAAGAACAUGAGGAUGCAGGAGGCUAUCCAGGCCACCUAUAGGAUGAAGGAUGAAGUGAAGGGGCAGAGUAAGGCCGCCGAGGAUGAACACACCAAACGCAUAGAUGCUGCGCAGACCCUCAAAGCUUCCGAGGCUGACCUCGCAAAGGCUAGGGAGAACUUAAAGGAGGCUACCCGAGAGAGGGAUACUGAUGUGGAAGAGUUAAAGAACAUGAGGAUGCAGGAGGCUAUCCAAGCCACCUAUAGGAUGGAGGAUGAAGUGAAGGGGCAGAGUAAGGCCGCCGAGGAUGAACGCACCAAACACAUAGAUGCUGCGCGGACCCUCAAAGCUUCCGAGGCUGACCUCGUAAAGGCUAGGGAGAACUUAAAAGAGACUACCCAAGAGAGGGAUAGUGCCUUGGCAGGUUUAACUGGUGCCCAAAAGCAGGCCGAGGAACAGACAAAGCGCCUACUCGAUGUCGAGGAGCAAUUGCAAAUAGCCAAUGAGCAGAUCAGUGAUUUAAAGAAGAAACUAAUCAUGGUAGAGAAUGCUAAGGGCGUGGCGGAGUUUGCCCGGGACGAAGCCGUGAGGGCCAAGUAG
Messenger RNA from Quercus robur (English oak), 666 nucleotides. RefSeq lists its product as uncharacterized. The record is from RefSeq and is a predicted model, not a curated record. The transcript is spliced from 3 exons. Lineage: Eukaryota; Viridiplantae; Streptophyta; Magnoliopsida; Fagales; Fagaceae. Bases 1 to 666 code for a protein of 221 amino acids.